Pocillopora meandrina is the source of this 9278-nucleotide messenger RNA. Lineage: Eukaryota; Metazoa; Cnidaria; Anthozoa; Scleractinia; Pocilloporidae. The record is from the annotation of a GenBank genome assembly.
AUGGUGCUCAGUAUAUUGGAAGUCCUGCAUUUGUACCGUAUCAGGGAAAACUAUGUGCAAAAGUUGUUAGGAAACCUUGAAGACUUUGAGAUUCAAGAGUUACUGCAAAGUAAGUAAAUAUUUUAUAGUUUAAUUGCUAGCAAAUUACCAUAGGCAAAACACUGGUGCAGAAAUGUUAGUUAGCGAUAUAAUUAUGGCAAUGACUAAACCAAAGAAAGAGAUUUAGCAUGAGCAUAUGGGAGACAACCCAAAAAAAUUUAUAGGAAGGGAGGGGGGAGUGUUUGUUUAUAUAUUACACUUCAUAAUUCUAAACAACCUAUUUGUGAGAGAGUCUUAUUGGUACUGUUUGGUUCACGUGGUCAAAUUCCAUUACUGAGAGACCAAAUGACGGUAAAGAAAGCAACAACUGGCACUUGUCAAUAUUCCAUUGACCCCUUCUCGGCAAGAAAUAGAAAUUUCAAUGAGUCACAACUUCCCCCUAAUAUCUAAUAACCCUUUAAUAACAGUGGAAUAGUUGAAAAUACAACGGAAGCAGCCUAGAGCUUGAUAAAAAGAAGCAACAAAGGAUGCUUCUGAUGCUUUGCUGGCCCUCCUUGACUACCGCACAACUUCUGCCCAAGGCCUUCAGACCAGCCCAGUAAAGUCGCUCUUGUGUCGAUGAAAUAUGCAGGCCGGGAAGUAUCUUUUAGCACCCAGACUUGGAAAUGGAAGAUUAAUCUAUUACAAGGCUGCGUCCAAAAAUAAUGAUUAUUUAGGGAUCAAUUAAGGGCAGAUGUUGGAAUUUGAAGCUAUGAGGUGGUUCCAGAAUGUGGGAGGAAAUUUCGACACAGAUGUGUUCACCCACGGAAAUAAAGUGAAGCUUUAAGCUCUCGCUUAACAAUUGCAGUGUGGCCAUUUGACCUUUCCACUGAGGCGUUAACGACCCGACUUUACAUCCUGCUAGGUGCGACCACAAAAUCUAAGGUCUGAUCUUUUUCUUGUUAAGAGGGUCACAAGUAUACAUCAUAGAAAUGUACUUGUAUCUGUAAUACCCGUUUGACUCUUUAAUUGCUUUCCGUAUGCAACAAUCGACAUCUGUUUACCCACCCGUGGGUGACAUAUUUUGUGAGAUCUCAAGGGUUUCAGUGGCCCCUAAAUUGGGGACUGGUACGAAUCAGCCAGUGAGUCGAGCACGAAUGACUCAAACUGGGUAUAAAUCGACUGGGCGCGAAACAUCCACAGGUAUGACAGACUAGGGAACGAGUUUUGUAGAUCAUCUAUGUAUGCUCAAAGGAAAUAAAAUUAUUUAAAACGUCUAUUUCAAGCUUACCACUUUUUUGGAUCUGAUAUGUUAGGACCCGUUGCAUUCCUAUCACUCGUUGAAAUUAUUAAAUUGACGUGUACUCGUGUUUUACGUGAUUACAAUGAGUAUUUAGCAUUUAUCAAAGAUGAAGUUUAAUAGAAGCAUAAUUUUGAACAUGUUUUCCAGAAAAACCAACCAUCACAAACACAGAAGUAGAAGUUGACAAGUAUCUCAUUGUUACCUGGUCAGCACCUGAGGCCAGCAGCAGUAAUCGCAGCAUUAAAUACCGUCUGGAAUGUAGGAAACAAUCCAUGACAGGAUCCACAAAAAUCUUUCAACAAGGAGAUAUUGUUGAAACUCGCCACACGAUAACUGGUCUUGAGUAUGACACAGAGUACGAAGUAAAACUGUUCGCUGUCAACGAACAAGGAGACAGUGAGCCAGAUGUCAGAACAUUUAAGACAAAGAGUGGUAUGUACCUUUAUUUAAGACUUCUCACUUUACCUUCGGCAGAAUUGUUUAAAAUGCAAUAAAAUAAAUGCUGUUGGGUCCUAAAUACAGGAGUAACACUGCUUUUAAGGGGGGAGGAUUGUGAAACUUUCUGACAACAGGUUUAACACUCAUACUGCAGCUCUCAUAUAAGAAAAAUUAAUUAUUUGCGCAACAUUUUUUUACUAUCGUCAUCUUUGAUUUAGUCGUAAAUUAACUUGAUAAGACUUGUUAUUAAUUUUUCAUGCUAGAAAGAGUUGUUCAUCAAUGUUUCAUUUACCUUUCUUAUUAUAAUAAUAUGUUAGUUUUAGUUAGAAUAAGUAUUUCACAGUUUUUAGAGACAAAGUGUUAAAGAAGUAUAUCAUUUUGAUCAGGUUUACCUGAGAAACCAGCCAUCACAAACACAGAAGUAGAAGUUGACAAGUAUCUCAUUGUUACCUGGUCAGCACCUGAGGCCAGCAGCAGUAAUCGCAGCAUUAAAUACCGUCUGGAAUGUAGGAAACAAUCCGUGACAGGAUCCACAAAAAUCUUUCAACAAGGAGAUAUUGUUGAAACUCGCCACACGAUAACUGGUCUUGAGUAUGACACAGAGUAUGAAGUGAAACUGUUCGCUGUCAACGAACAAGGAGACAGUGAGCCAGAUGUCAGAACAUUUAAGACAAAGAGUGGUAUGUGCCUUUAUUUAAGAUUACUCACUUUACUUUUAGUAGAAUUGUUUGAAAUAAAAUAAAAGAAACACUGUUGGGUCCUAAAUACAGGAGUAACACUGCUUUUAAUGGGGGGAGGAUGGUGAAACGUUCUGACAACAAGUUUAAUACUCAUGCUGCAGCUCUCUUACGAGAAACAUUAAUUAUUUACCCAACAUUUUUUUUACUAUCGUCAUCUUUGAUUUAGUUGUAAAUUAUAUUGAUAAGACUUGUUAUUAAUUUUUCAUGCUAGAAAGAGUUGUUCAUCGAUGUUUUAUUUACCUUAUUACACCAAUAUGUUUAGUUUUAGUUAGAAUAGGUAUUUCACAGUUUUUUAGAGACAAAGUGUAAAAGAAAUAUCAUUUUGAACAGGUUUACCUGAGAAACCAGUCAUUACAAACACAGAAGUAGAAGUUGACAAGGAUCUCAUUGUUACCUGGUCAGAAGCUGAGUCCAACAGCAGUAAUUGCAGCAUUAAAUACCGUCUGGAAUGUAGGAAACAAUUCAUGACAGGAUCCAAAAAGUCUUUCAACAAGGAGAUAUUGUUGAAACUCGCCACACGAUAACUGGUCUUGAGUAUGACACAGAGUACGAAGUCAAACUGUUUGCUGUCAACGAACAAGGAGACAGUGAGCCAGAUGUUAGAACAUUUAAGACAAAAGUGGUAUGUACCUUUAUUUAAGAUUACUCACUUUACUUUUAGUAGAAUUGUUUGAAAUAAAAUAAAAGAAACACUGUUGGGUCCUAAAUACAGGAGUAACACUGCUUUUAAUGGGGGGAGGAUGGUGAAACUUUCUGACAACAGGUUUAAUACUCAAGCUGCAUCUCUCAUAUGAGAAACAUUAAUUAUUUGACCAACAUUUUUUUACUAUCGUCAUCUUUGAUUUAGUCGUAAAUUAUAUUGAUAAGACUUGUUAUUAAUAUUUCAUGCUAGAAAGAGUUGUUCAUCAAUGUUUUACUUACCCGUCAACAUGUUUAGUUUUAGUUAGAAUAGGUAUUUCACAGUUUUUAGAGACAAAGUGUAAAAAAGUAUCAUUUUGAACAGGUUUACCUGAGAAACCAAUUAUCACAAACACAAAAGUAGAAGUUGACAAGGAUCUCAUUGUUACCUGGUCAGAAGCUGAGUCCAACAGCAGUAAUUGCAGCAUUAAAUACCGUCUGGAAUGUAGGAAACAAUUCAUGACAGGAUCCACAAAAAAGUCUUUCAACAAGGAGAUAUUGUUGAAACUCGCCACACGAUAACUGGUCUUGAGUAUGACACAGAGUAUGAAGUCAAACUGUUUGCUGUCAACGAACAAGGAGACAGUGAGCCAGAUAUCAGAACAUUUAAGACAAAAAAGUGGUAUGUACCUUUAUUUGAGACCUCUCACUUUACUUUUGCUAGAAUUGUUUGAAAUGAGGUUAAAAGAAACAAUGUUUGCCCCUUAAUAUUGGAGUAUCACUGCUUUUCACGAGACAAAGAAUUGUGAAACUUUGUAACAACAGGUUUAUACUCAUGCUGCAGCUCUCAUAUGAGAAAACUUAAUUAUUUGGCCAACAUUUUUUUACUAUCGUCAUCUUUGAUUUGGUCGUAAAUUACAUUGUGAAGACUUGAUGUUAAUUUUUCAUGCUGGAAAGAGUUGUUCAUCGAUGUUUUAUUUACCUUAUUACACCAAUAUGUUUAGUUUUGGUUAGAAUAGGUAUUUCACAGUUUUUAGAGACAAAGUGUAAAAGAAGUAUCAUUUUGAACAGGUUUACCUGAGAAACCAGCCAUCACAAACACAGAAGUAGAAGUUGACAAGGAUCUCAUUGUUACCUGGUCAGCACCUGAGGCCAGCAGCAGUAAUCGCAGCAUUAAAUACCGUCUAGAAUGUAGGAAACAAUUCAUGACGGGAUCCACAAAAAUCUUUCAACAAGGAGAUAUUGUUGAAACUCGCCACACGAUAACUGGUCUUGAGUAUGACACAGAGUACGAAGUGAAACUGUUCGCUGUCAACGAACAAGGAGACAGUGAGCCAGAUGUCAGAACAUUUAAGACAAAAGUGGUAUGUACCUUUAUUUGAUACUUCUCGCUUUACUUUUAGAAGAACUGUUUGAAAUGAAAUUGUAAAAGAUACUAAUACUAUAACUAAUAAUAAUAUAAAAGUAACAAUUGGCGCUUGUAAAUGUUCCAUUGACCCCUUUUCAGCAAUAAAUAGAACAUGUUAAAAAGAAGCAACGAGGAAUGCUUCUGAUAGCUUUACUGUCUCUCCUUGACAACCGCACAACUUCUACUCGGGGCCUUUACACCAGCCCAGUACUGUGGCUCAUGAGGCGAUUAAAUGUGCUGGCCGAGAAGUAUCUUUUACCUCUCGUAGUUUAAAAUGAAAGAUGUCGUUAGGAUGAGCCUAUUACCAGGCUGCAUCCAACAAUAAUAAUUACUGAAGAAUCAAUUAGUGGCAGAUGUUGGAAUUUGAAGCUAUGAGGUGGUUCCAGAAGAUGUGAGGAAAUUUCGACGCAGUUGCGUUCACUCGUGGAAAUGAAGCAAAGCUUUAAGCUCACGCCUAACUAGGUGCCGCCAUUUGACUUUUGCCCUGCAGAGUUAACUACCCGACUCUGCAUCCUGCUGGGAACGACCACCAAAUCUAUGGCCUAGAAUCAGUAAUGCGGGGUCUGAUCUUUGUAUUGUUAAGAGGGUCACAAGUAUACAUCACAGAACUUAACUUGUAUCUGUAAUACUCGUAUGACUCUCUACGAACUUUCCGUAUGCAAAAAUCGAUAUCAGGUUGCUCAUUCGUGGGUGACAUGUUUUAUUUUUGAGAUCUCCUAGGAUUUGGUGAUUUGGUGGUACCACUGGGUCGGGUACGAACGACUCCAACUAGGUAUAAAUCGACUGAGUGCGAAACGUACACGAAAAUGACAACCUAGAGAACGAGUCUUAAAGAUCCUCUAUGUAUGCUUAUAUGAGACCAAAAUUAUUGAAAACGUACAUUUCGAAGUUAUCAUGUUUUUGAUCUGACAUGUUAAGACCCGUUGCAAUCAUAUUAUUUGUUGAAAUGAUUAAAUUGACAUAUCUACGUGUUUUAGUUAGUUACAAUAAGUAUUUCACAUUUAUCGGAGACAAAGAUUAAGAGAAGCAUGAUUUUGAACAGGUAAACCUGAGAAACCAACCAUCACAAAUACAGAAACAGAAGUUGACGAGGACUUCAUUAUUACCUGGUCAGAAGCUGAGGCCAAGAGCAGUAAUUGCAGCGUUAAAUACCGUCUGGAAUGGAGGAAACAACCCAUGACAGGAUCCACAGUAAUGGUUCAACGAGAAAAUAUUGUGGAAACUCACCUCAAGAUCACUGGUCUUGAGUAUGACACAGAGUAUGAAGUGAAACUGUUCGCUGUCAACGAACAAGGAGACAGUGAGCCAGAUGUCAGAACAUUUAAGACAAAGAGUGGUAUGUGCCUUUAUUUAAGAUUACUCACUUUACUUUUAGUAGAAUUGUUUGAAAUAAAAUAAAAGAAACACUGUUGGGUCCUAAAUACAGGAGUAACACUGCUUUUAAUGGGGGGAGGAUGGUGAAACGUUCUGACAACAAGUUUAAUACUCAUGCUGCAGCUCUCUUACGAGAAACAUUAAUUAUUUACCCAACAUUUUUUUACUAUCGUCAUCUUUGAUUUAGUUGUAAAUUAUAUUGAUAAGACUUGUUAUUAAUUUUUCAUGCUAGAAAGAGUUGUUCAUCGAUGUUUUAUUUACCUUAUUACACCAAUAUGUUUAGUUUUAGUUAGAAUAGGUAUUUCACAGUUUUUAGAGACAAAGUGUAAAAGAAAUAUCAUUUUGAACAGGUUUACCUGAGAAACCAGUCAUUACAAACACAGAAGUAGAAGUUGACAAGGAUCUCAUUGUUACCUGGUCAGAAGCUGAGUCCAACAGCAGUAAUUGCAGCAUUAAAUACCGUCUGGAAUGUAGGAAACAAUUCAUGACAGGAUCCACAAAAGUCUUUCAACAAGGAGAUAUUGUUGAAACUCGCCACACGAUAACUGGUCUUGAGUAUGACACAGAGUACGAAGUCAAACUGUUUGCUGUCAACGAACAAGGAGACAGUGAGCCAGAUGUUAGAACAUUUAAGACAAAGAGUGGUAUGUACCUUUAUUUAAGAUUACUCACUUUACUUUUAGUAGAAUUGUUUGAAAUAAAAUAAAAGAAACACUGUUGGGUCCUAAAUACAGGAGUAACACUGCUUUUAAUGGGGGGAGGAUGGUGAAACUUUCUGACAACAGGUUUAAUACUCAAGCUGCAUCUCUCAUAUGAGAAACAUUAAUUAUUUGACCAACAUUUUUUUACUAUCGUCAUCUUUGAUUUAGUCGUAAAUUAUAUUGAUAAGACUUGUUAUUAAUAUUUCAUGCUAGAAAGAGUUGUUCAUCAAUGUUUUACUUACCCGUCAACAUGUUUAGUUUUAGUUAGAAUAGGUAUUUCACAGUUUUUAGAGACAAAGUGUAAAAAAAGUAUCAUUUUGAACAGGUUUACCUGAGAAACCAAUUAUCACAAACACAAAAGUAGAAGUUGACAAGGAUCUCAUUGUUACCUGGUCAGAAGCUGAGUCCAACAGCAGUAAUUGCAGCAUUAAAUACCGUCUGGAAUGUAGGAAACAAUUCAUGACAGGAUCCACAAAAGUCUUUCAACAAGGAGAUAUUGUUGAAACUCGCCACACGAUAACUGGUCUUGAGUAUGACACAGAGUAUGAAGUCAAACUGUUUGCUGUCAACGAACAAGGAGACAGUGAGCCAGAUAUCAGAACAUUUAAGACAAAAAGUGGUAUGUACCUUUAUUUGAGACCUCUCACUUUACUUUUGCUAGAAUUGUUUGAAAUGAGGUUAAAAGAAACAAUGUUUGCCCCUUAAUAUUGGAGUAUCACUGCUUUUCACGAGACAAAGAAUUGUGAAACUUUGUAACAACAGGUUUAUACUCAUGCUGCAGCUCUCAUAUGAGAAAACUUAAUUAUUUGGCCAACAUUUUUUUACUAUCGUCAUCUUUGAUUUGGUCGUAAAUUACAUUGUGAAGACUUGAUGUUAAUUUUUCAUGCUGGAAAGAGUUGUUCAUCGAUGUUUUAUUUACCUUAUUACACCAAUAUGUUUAGUUUUGGUUAGAAUAGGUAUUUCACAGUUUUUAGAGACAAAGUGUAAAAGAAGUAUCAUUUUGAACAGGUUUACCUGAGAAACCAGCCAUCACAAACACAGAAGUAGAAGUUGACAAGGAUCUCAUUGUUACCUGGUCAGCACCUGAGGCCAGCAGCAGUAAUCGCAGCAUUAAAUACCGUCUAGAAUGUAGGAAACAAUUCAUGACGGGAUCCACAAAAAUCUUUCAACAAGGAGAUAUUGUUGAAACUCGCCACACGAUAACUGGUCUUGAGUAUGACACAGAGUACGAAGUGAAACUGUUCGCUGUCAACGAACAAGGAGACAGUGAGCCAGAUGUCAGAACAUUUAAGACAAAGAGUGGUAUGUACCUUUAUUUGAUACUUCUCGCUUUACUUUUAGAAGAACUGUUUGAAAUGAAAUUGUAAAAGAUACUAAUACUAUAACUAAUAAUAUAAAAAGUAACAAUUGGCGCUUGUAAAUGUUCCAUUGACCCCUUUUCAGCAAUAAAUAGAACAUGUUAAAAAGAAGCAACGAGGAAUGCUUCUGAUAGCUUUACUGUCUCUCCUUGACAACCGCACAACUUCUACUCGGGGCCUUUACACCAGCCCAGUACUGUGGCUCAUGAGGCGAUUAAAUGUGCUGGCCGAGAAGUAUCUUUUACCUCUCGUAGUUUAAAAUGAAAGAUGUCGUUAGGAUGAGCCUAUUACCAGGCUGCAUCCAACAAUAAUAAUUACUGAAGAAUCAAUUAGUGGCAGAUGUUGGAAUUGAAGCUAUGAGGUGGUUCCAGAAGAUGUGAGGAAAUUUCGACGCAGUUGCGUUCACUCGUGGAAAUGAAGCAAAGCUUUAAGCUCACGCCUAACUAGGUGCCGCCAUUUGACUUUUGCCCUGCAGAGUUAACUACCCGACUCUGCAUCCUGCUGGGAACGACCACCAAAUCUAUGGCCUAGAAUCAGUAAUGCGGGGUCUGAUCUUUGUAUUGUUAAGAGGGUCACAAGUAUACAUCACAGAACUUAACUUGUAUCUGUAAUACUCGUAUGACUCUCUACGAACUUUCCGUAUGCAAAAAUCGAUAUCAGGUUGCUCAUUCGUGGGUGACAUGUUUUAUUUUUGAGAUCUCCUAGGAUUUGGUGAUUUGGUGGUACCACUGGGUCGGGUACGAACGACUCCAACUAGGUAUAAAUCGACUGAGUGCGAAACGUACACGAAAAUGACAACCUAGAGAACGAGUCUUAAAGAUCCUCUAUGUAUGCUUAUAUGAGACCAAAAUUAUUGAAAACGUACAUUUCGAAGUUAUCAUGUUUUUGAUCUGACAUGUUAAGACCCGUUGCAAUCAUAUUAUUUGUUGAAAUGAUUAAAUUGACAUAUCUACGUGUUUUAGUUAGUUACAAUAAGUAUUUCACAUUUAUCGGAGACAAAGAUUAAGAGAAGCAUGAUUUUGAACAGGUAAACCUGAGAAACCAACCAUCACAAAUACAGAAACAGAAGUUGACGAGGACUUCAUUAUUACCUGGUCAGAAGCUGAGGCCAAGAGCAGUAAUUGCAGCGUUAAAUACCGUCUGGAAUGGAGGAAACAACCCAUGACAGGAUCCACAGUAAUGGUUCAACGAGAAAAUAUUGUGGAAACUCACCUCAAGAUCACUGGUCUUGAGUAUGACACAGAGUAUGAAGUGAAACUGUUCGCUGUCAACGAACAAGGAGACAGUGAGCCAGAUGUCAGAACAUUUAAGACAAAGAGU